Molecule: messenger RNA, 933 nt
Organism: Paramuricea clavata
Lineage: Eukaryota; Metazoa; Cnidaria; Anthozoa; Malacalcyonacea; Plexauridae
Source: the annotation of a GenBank genome assembly
GUUCUUGACAGUGACGACAAGGUUCUUGACAGUGAGGACAAGGUUCCUGACAGUGAGGACAAGGUUCCUGACAGUGAGGACAAGGUUCCUGACUGUGAGGACAAGGUUCCUGACAGUGAGAACAAGGUUCUUGACGGUGAGGACAAGCUUCUUCAAAGCGAGGACAAGGUUCCUGACAGGGAGGACAAGGUUCCUGACUGUGAGGACAAGGUUCCUGACCGUGAGGACAAGGUUCCUGACAGUGAGGACAAGGUUCUUGACAGUGAGGACAAGGUUCCUGACAGUAAGGAGAAGGUUCUUGACAGUGAGGACAAGGUUCCUGACUGUGAGGACAAGGUUCCUGACUGUGAGGACAAGGUUCCUGACUGUGAGGACAAGGUUCCUGACAAUGAGGACAAGGUUCUUGACAGUGAGGAAAACAUUCCUGACGGCGAGGACAAGGUUCCUGACUGUGAGGACAAGGUUCUUGACAGUGAGGACAAGGUUCCUGACAGUGAGGACAAGGUUGCUGACAGUGAGGACAAGGUUCUUGGCAGUGAGGACAAGGUUCCUGACAGUGAGGACAAGGUUCCUGACUGUGAGGACAAGGUUCCUGACAGUAAGGACAAGGUUCCUGACAGUAAGGACAAGGUUCCUGACGGUGAGGACAAGGUUCUUGACUGUGAGGACAAGGUUCUUGACGGCGAGGACAAGGUUCCUGACAGGGAGGACAAGGUUUCUGACAGGGAGGACAAGGUUUCUGACUGUGAGGACAAGGUUCCUGACUGUGAGGACAAGGUUCCUGACAAUGAGGAGAAGGUUCUUGACAGUGAGGAGAAGGUUCCUGACGGUGAGGACAAGGUUCCUGACUGUGAGGAGAAGGUUCUUGAGGCUGAGGAGAAGGUUCCUGACAGUGAGGACAAGUUUCUGACAGUGAGGAAAAGGUUCUUGACG